AUGGAGACGUUAACAUUCCGAGAAGCCAAUAGUCGGUUCAAAGCGGCCAAUGAACGUUUAGACGCCAUUCUGAAUUCAUUACACCUUGAUCGCAAAGCGCUCAAGGCGUGGCACCAGGAACGAGCAUCCAAACGCGUGUGUCCUAUCAAUCCUCGUCAUCGCGUCCCUGCUCCCAGUUUCGAAUCCCAUUGCCGCUCAUGUUUAAGCAAACAGCGUGGGUUUUACGACCGGAGUCAAGAUAAACCGUUACCGGCAACUGGCACCGUACCUUCCGAUGAUGAUAAUUCACCCAAUAACCGACAUCAGCGGGUACAACUAUACCAAGCUAUUGUACGUUCAAGCCAGCAAGUGCGCGCCCAGAAAAAUAUGGCUGUCCCCGCGGUUACUGACAAUCAGUUCUCGGAAAUUGUGGAAAAAGCAAAGAACAUGCGAAAAGACGGCUCGCCCGGUCCCUCGUCCUUUGGAAAUCAGCAGAAAGCGGAAGAACGAGAUUAUCGGCGGCGGAGGAAGCAAUAUCGCGCAAAAAUGCAACGUCAACUGGUGCAAGCGUAUAUGGAAGAUUUCAAGUUGUGGCAAGAUUAUAUCACAUAUCAACAAGCGUCCUCAUCUUUGCAAAGAUAA
Messenger RNA from Radiomyces spectabilis, 621 nucleotides. RefSeq lists its product as uncharacterized. Lineage: Eukaryota; Fungi; Mucoromycota; Mucoromycetes; Mucorales; Radiomycetaceae. Bases 1 to 621 code for a protein of 206 amino acids. The record is from RefSeq and is a predicted model, not a curated record. The transcript is spliced from 5 exons.